Messenger RNA from Rotaria sp. Silwood2, 987 nucleotides. The record is from the annotation of a GenBank genome assembly. NCBI's taxonomy places the organism in Eukaryota, Metazoa, Rotifera, Eurotatoria, Philodinida, Philodinidae.
AUGACUGAAGAAUUUUUUCUAAACUAUACCUUGAACAAUACAAACUCUUCAUUAACUAAUAGCACAAAAAAUUCAACAAUACCGACAGUAUAUUCACUUGGUCCAGGGUUAGUUGUAGCAUCUUCAAUAUCUAUUGUUAUUGGAACAUUUUUCUCAAUAAUUUCCAUAUAUCGUUAUUUACGAAAACCAAAUCUUCGUACUUAUUUUACUUAUAUUUUUCAUUAUAUGUUAAUUUAUUGUCUUAUAGCAUCAUUCAUAAAUAUACCAAUAUUUCUAACGGGAUUUUAUUUACAUUUAUUUGAAUACUCCUAUCGUUUUUGUCAAUAUUAUAAUGUAAAUGCAUUAUCAGUUAAUAUAGGUAUGGUUACAUGUUUAGCUUAUACCAGUUUAGAACGUCAUUCAUUAAUAUUUCGUCAAAAUGGACUUCUUUCAUGGCGUCGUCAAAUUAUACCUAUAAUAUGUCUUAUAUUCUAUUCAUAUUCAGUGUCAAUGUUAAUUGUAUUUAUUCCUCAAUGUGAGUAUAUUCCAUGUAUUCCUUGUCAUGCAAUACAUUUACAAUAUAUGCUGAUAUGGUUAACAAUUAGUUUUAUGAUACCUGAAUUAAUUAUGUUUAUUUCAACAAUUAUACUUGUAAUACGUCUUUAUCGACAAGGAAUUAAUUUAAAAAGUUCGAAAGAUAGAAGUAUAUUUUAUCGAAUUUUUCUACAAAUGAUAUUAUAUAUUAUUUGGUCAUGUUUAUAUUAUUGUCCACCAACAUUUUAUAAUUUAGCUGCAAUUAUUAAGUCAGAACAGUUUUCACCAUCAAUGAAAUCAGUAAUGAUGAUUAUUAAUACAAUAACUGUUCAAUCUUAUUCAAUAUUAACAUUUAUUUUAAUGACAAAUUAUCGUAGAAAAAUUACAAAUAAAAUUACAAAACAACUAUCAAAUGAAUCAGCAAUAAAAACUAAUCGUUUAUCAAUAACAAUUGAACCACCAAUAGUUCAAUAA